AAAACGGUUCGCGAACGCGCGUACGUACCGCCUGAUAAGACACAGCUCUGUCGGUUCGGCGGGAAAUUGGCAUUUAAAUAUGGAGUUGGUGUUGAUGUUGGUGGUCGCGCUAGUGGCAGCAGUGUGCGGGAACGAACCUCAAGGUGUCGGAGUAGACAAACAACUGUCUGACACUAAAACUGUCGCAGCAUUUGUGAUCUUUCGUCAUGGUGACCGCACCCCCGACCACGAGGAGCUAGCGUUGUAUCCGGCUGAUAACGCUCUAUCAGACAACAUUUUCUUCCCGUACGGGAAGAAAGCACUGACGAAUAAAGGUAAACAACGGAGCUUCUUCGUGGGCAAGUAUCUGAGGCAGAGAUACGAUGGUCUCAUAUCGAAGUUGUAUUUGCCUGAUGAAAUCACCAUCCGUACAACUGACUACGCAAGGACCAAGAUGACGGCUUUGACUGCCCUCGCUGCCCUAUACCCGCCACCACCAGCCCAGAGAUGGAACCCCGACCUGGACUGGCAACCCAUUCCAUACAACACACCACCUUAUGAAGAUGAUGAUCUUCUGUACUGGUAUAACUGCCCACGAUACCUCUGGUUGAGGGACAAAACCGCUGAACUGCCAGAGAUAAAAAAAUGGAUCGAACCCUACCAAUCUCUCUUCUCUUACUUAAGUAGUCACACAAAGACAAACAUUACUAAACCAGAAGAUGUUUUCUUCUUAGACAAUUUAUUCCAGACAUUGAAAAAUGUGGGAGUGAAUCCGCCCGAAUGGGCCCAACAAGAAAUGCCGAAAAUUAAAGACGUAACUAAAAUUGAAUAUGCUCUAGAAUUUUAUAAUGCAGAACUAGUCAGAUUAGCAUCAGGUGUAUUAAUGCAGUCUAUAGUAAAUAUAUCAAACUCAAUAAUAAACGACCCCGAUUUUGAGGCAAACAAGCUGUAUUUGUAUUCAGCACAUGAGAACAAUGUUGCUGGCUUGAUGGCAGCGGCCAGAGUCUUUGAAGCACAUCAGCCUAACUACGGUUCUACAUUUUCUUUGGAACUUAGAAAUAAUAUUAAGACUGGACAAUUUGGUAUGACGGCCGUGUACGCUCGCAACGCUGGUGGUCCGGCGGAGAUCCUACCAAUUGACGGCUGCGGUGGCGCACUAAUCUGCGAUUUCGACAAGUUCCUAAGCCUCGUCCAAGAUGUUAUAUGGUCAAAACCAGAGAUGGAUGAACAAUUUGCACAGAAAACGAGGAAAGAACAAUUGCUGGCAAUAGUAAACGUGGUCAAGAGUGUGGUGCAUUUGCACAGGAAAGAGGGCGGUCGCGAGGAGGAGCCGACCAACGCGGCGGAAGCGGCGCCGGCACAAGGCAUGCGCAUAGAACACACUUGCUGCUGCCUCGGCGUGUUGGUGGGCAUCUCGCUCAUCGCCGCCCUCGUAGCAGUGAUACUGAUGAAGGAUUCCACUGUUGAAGUGACAGAACUCCGUCAAGUACACGUGCUCAUGUCACACGGGGAGCGCACCCCGAGCGAGGGCGAGCUCGCGAUGCUGGGGGCCCCUCCACCUGACCACGUGUUUUCGCCCUACGGAGCCGGCGCUAUGACUAAUGAGGGCAAGAUGUUGACAUUUGAAAUGGGCGCAUUACUUAGGAAGAGAUAUGACGAGUUUUUGGGGCCUUACUAUGAGAGUGAGAAGAGUAUCGUGAUAUCUUCGGAUACAGAGCUGAGUAAGAUGACUGCUCUACUGAUCGCGGCGGGACUGUGGCCGCCGCCGGCGGAACAGGUGUGGAAUGACACGCUGCCAUGGCAACCCGUGCCUUACACGUAUCCACCACGACGUCAAGACUUUCUGCUGUACGAAGAGAACUGUCCUCGUUACAAACAAGAGAAGGAGAGGAUACUUAAAGCGUUCACAGAAGAAGGGCUGUUGCUGCCGUACCGCGACUUCUUUCACAAGAUCGCGCAGAUGACCAACACUAACUUCAGCACGCCGCAAGAGGCUUACUAUUUAAAUAAUUUAUUCCUUAUACAGGACGAUAUAAAAGUAGCGAAUCCGAAAUGGGCGAAACAUGUGAAGAGAAAACUGAUGGAUGUGGCUCGGUUAGAGUACUCGAUGAUGUUCCAUAAUAACUUGCUAAGAAAACUUAGCGGCGGAGCAUUGCUUCAACAAAUAAUAAAGGAAGCCAGCAGUAUCACUGCAGGCGACUCCCAAGUACGUCUGGUCGUGCGCACAGGCACCCCUGUGUCUGUGGCAGCCCUGUUAGGCGCUUGUGUGGCUCCACCGCCACGUCUACCAGACCCGGGGGCAGCCCUACUGUUUGAAUUACACGAACGACGACCUUCCCCACAGUCUAAUAAGGAACAGAAGACUCUGGCUGAAGGACAGCGGUUUGGAUUUAAGAUAUACUACUGGGACGACGAUUCAGCCGAACCUCGCCUCAUGGAAGUUCCAGGGUGCAGUGCGUUCUGCCCACUCGAGACUUUCAAGGAACUAACCAAAUACAUAGUGACACACAAUUAUAACAAAGACUGCAGGCUCGUUCCUAACACAUAGUUAUAUAGUGCGUGACAAAUCGACGGAUAGGCUGUGGUAUUUAAAAUUGGACUUUACGACAAUGAUUAUAAAAUAUAUUAUUG
Molecule: messenger RNA, 2610 nt
Organism: Spodoptera exigua (beet armyworm)
Lineage: Eukaryota; Metazoa; Arthropoda; Insecta; Lepidoptera; Noctuidae
Source: the annotation of a GenBank genome assembly